Messenger RNA from Folsomia candida, 2102 nucleotides. RefSeq lists its product as uncharacterized. The record is from RefSeq and is a predicted model, not a curated record. The transcript has 3 exons. The coding region runs from base 677 to 1207 and encodes 176 amino acids. NCBI's taxonomy places the organism in Eukaryota, Metazoa, Arthropoda, Collembola, Entomobryomorpha, Isotomidae.
GGUCGUCACCUCAUCUGCAUGGACUUCAUAAUCUUUUAAAAAAGCUUGCCUCUCAAAAUCUAUAUCUCGUGGUUUUCUUCUUCUGUUACACGGGUGAUGCAUCAUAUAUAGCAGCACUCGCAUUUUAUUGUUAUUGCACUUCUUACUCUUUGCAAAGACUCAUUCAUCAUCAUCAUAUUUAACAAAUUCAUAUCGAAUCGUUGGAGGAUAAGUCACCAACCAAGUCAGCAUCAUCAUUCAACACUUGAGACUCAAGUAUUUACAACCAUAUUUUACUUGCAAGGAGUUGGAUGGAUACGUCGUCUCCCUGAACAAUUUUAUAGUACAGGAGCUAAACAAACGAGAAAAAGUCUUGUCAUCACUGCCACCCUGAAUUUUAUUAUUACGCUUUGUUCAAUUUAAUUGCGAAAUUUCAUUUGCCCGUGACAUUUUCGUUUCAUGAAUCAGAACAAGUCUUGAUGAAUGAAUUGCUGGUGAGAAACAGUUUCCGUCUUGAAAAAAAGUUGGGAUCGUGUCGUUGUCUCAAAUCUGCCCAAUUUCGCAAUUACUUAUCUAUCACGCUGGGGAAUAAUGCAUCGGAAAGUGCACAUUAAGUAUUGAUUGAGUGAAAGUGAGGAUAAGUUUAGCACCAAUUUCGUCGUCCAGAAACGAGAAGGGGAGAGAGACCGGCUACGACAUGGUCACUGCUUGUUUGUGCCUCCCGUUGUCAACGGGAGUGAAAAUUAUUGCCUUCAUGUCCAUCCUGAUCGGUAUCGCCGUGGGGUCCGUAUCGAGCUGGUGCCUUCACAGGGCGGUGCAAGCCUGGAAAAACCCCACCCUUCGGACAGCCACCACGCUGCUCUCUCAGGUCAACACGUUCUUCGGGGGAACGACGGGUCUCUACGACUUGGAAGUCAUUUACCGAAUUAUCACCGCCUGCAGUGCAGUCGCUCUCAUUGGAGGAUUCGUCCAAUUUUUGAUGUCAUUUUGGCUCCUACUCGCAGCAUCUCAGGGUGGCCGAAAUAUGGCCAGAGUUUGGGUCAUCGUCCACAUCGGUGUCAUCUGUGCCAUUGGGGGAGGAUUUUUAUGCAUAAUUACCAACGAGCUGGAAAUCAAUAGAGCGCUGACGGUCUUUCUGGCCGUCACGGGGACAGAUUUCCUUCUCCUCAUCUAUUUCGUUUGGGUCGUGUUCGCCUACAGCAGGUCCGGCCAUGAGUCAGACGUGUGAAGUGAAUCACGACAAAAAUUACGUAUUUUUCACCCCUAAUUUUUAUCGCUACUCUCAUUACAACCAGUAAAAAAUAACCGAUUUAUGUAGAGUAAAACAUAAAAAGUACAAGAUUUACGAUUUGUUUUUAAUAAUUUUACUUUAAGCUGUACAAUACUGCCAUACGCUAAUAAAUUGUUUGUAAUUUUCAACUUUUUUAUUACUCAUUGUUCUCAAAUCUUAUAUCUUUUAAGAGAUUUUAGCUUUUAUUGAGUAAUACAUAUGCCAUAUUAUGAUGGAAUUGGAGCAGAUAAACCAAAGUGUAAAAGUAAAUAUUGGUCGGUAUUUCCUUCCUCAGAGGUGUAAAUACCGGUGUUUUGCUAGCACUAUAAAAACGGUUCAAGUUACCUUUAUUAAGUAUUCUACCGUCUGCAAUAAAUGUUUUGUAGUUUGCGUAUCUUUUUUUGCAAGUAGUGUAGCAGUUAGAAAACUAUAAUAAUUACAUAAAGUUUGGUUGUUAAUAAAUGUAUAAUUAAUUAAUUACUGGUCAGUUUUAGUGCUAGAAAAUUUUUAAUGUAUGAAAAAAUGCGUGUGUUGUUUUCUUCCUUAUGUAAAUUAUGUAUUAAUUACGACAGGGAUGGGUGGGUAUGGUCGAGUGAGCUGAAAUAGUCAAUGUAAAUUUCGACAUAAUUUUUACAACUUACUGUAACUUAAAAACGCUGCUGCAAAUAUUUAAUGUUACAUAUUUAACCUAUUUUAUACACGUCGUAAACCUAUGUAAGUUUGUACAUAUGAUGCAAUUACAUAAAGGAAAGAGGAAACUAUUAUCUGUUUAGUUAAAUAAGUUAGGUUGUUGAUAGAUGCUAAAUAAGAUUCAUAUUCUGUAAUAAAAUAAAAUUUUAUGUCGCCACAAAUA